Molecule: messenger RNA, 2088 nt
Organism: Cryptomeria japonica (Japanese cedar)
Lineage: Eukaryota; Viridiplantae; Streptophyta; Pinopsida; Cupressales; Cupressaceae
Product: SCF E3 ubiquitin ligase complex F-box protein grrA
Exons: 1
Coding region: 126-1880 (584 amino acids)
Biological process (GO): SCF-dependent proteasomal ubiquitin-dependent protein catabolic process
Cellular component (GO): SCF ubiquitin ligase complex
Molecular function (GO): protein binding
Source: RefSeq, a predicted model, not a curated record
AUGUCGGCUAAACAUUACAUAUAUGCCUAUCUGCAAAUUCAUCAAAGGUAUCUCAAAUCUGUUUUGGGCAAAAUAUUUUUCUGUCAAGUAACGGCAGAGGAAAUUCACAAUUCUGUUACGACAGUAUGGCAAUGGCAAUGCAUUCUCAGUAUGUAAUGGUAAUGGAGGAGGAGAGUAGUGUGGAGAAGGUCACAAGAGACGGAUCUCUGGUUUGUGUUAUUGUCCGUCAUUUGACGUCUGCCUUCGAUCGUCAUGCCGCCUCUCUCGUCUGCAAGCUGUGGAACGAUGCUGUAACGUGGGAGACGGCACUUCUUUCCGUCAGAUCACGUACGCUGUUUCAUCUGUUUCCUAAAAGAUUUUCUCACGUCAAGACCUUAAGUUUCCUUCACUGUUUCGAUCAGGUAGAGAACGGAGAUCUUCUUUUGGCGGCCUCAUUUUUCCGUCGGUUGCAGCAUCUGGUGAUCGGGCACCCGGAGAGCCAGCAGCAAAAGAUAACAGAUGACGGAAUUUCGGAUUCCGUUAGGAAUUUUCAAAAUCUCCGUCAAUUGACCUUCUGUUGCCUCUCGAAUCUGACAGACGCCGGCUUUCUCGCGAUCAUCCAGAAUUGCCGUCAGCUGACGUCCCUGAGUCUUACGAAUUGCAGAAAUUUGACGGACGAGGCCCUCGAUGCACUCUCAAACUGUAAGUUUCUUCAAGAACUGCUAUUGAGGGGAGUUUUUAUGUUCACAUCAUAUGGUCUGUCAAAAAUUGGGGAAAAUUGUAAGGGCUUGCUGACAGUAGGAUUAGAGUUCGAUUCCCUGGACAUUAGCCUGGCAUUAAAAUCAAUUGCCGUCAAUUGCCAGAAAAUUGAAACCUUAAAUUUAAAAUUCUGGAAUGGCAACUUGAGUGAAUUGUCGCGGCUUUGUUCUUUAAUCUGUUUACAUAUAGAGGCGGAUAACAGAAACAAUGUUGACGAUGCAAUAAUUAAUAUUUCCGCAUCAAACAGAAAUUUGAAAGAAUUUACUUAUUUCAACCGGUCAGCACCCUUAGGGGAGGCUGCCACUGUGGCCGUUUUAAAUAAUUGCAAAAACCUAGAAAGAUUCUGUAUAGAAGCUUCCAAUCUGAGUGAUGCGGCUGUAUUAUGUCUGCUACAUUGUAAAAAAUUGAAUUCCGUUAUCCUUAACCAGUUCUAUAGGGAAGGGAAAUCUUUUGCUGAGUUGGGCCAGUCUGGUGUGUUGAAAUUGAAGGAGAUUUCUGUAGCGUUUGGCCGCGGUAUUUGGGAAGGAAACUUGGAAACCCUAAUCAGGGCAAAUAAAUGGUUAGAGAAAAUUAAUUUGCAGCGUUGUUUGGACCUCUCGCCUAUAGUCUUCAGGGCAAUCGCUGCCUGUAAAAACUUGCAGCAUCUGGAUCUAGGUUUCACAGAUGUCGAUGAUGCCAGCUUAGCUGCCAUAGCAAAUAGUGCGAAUUUUCUUCGUCACUUGAGCCUGGUGAAAUGUGAGUCUGUUAGUGAUAUGAAGGUUUUGUCAAAUUUCAAGGCUCUGGAGUACCUGAAUCUUGAUCAGUGUCUUUUUGUCAAUGAUGAGGGACUUGAUUUUCUGGCGGUAGGUUGUAGCCGGUUGUCCGAUUUGAGCUUGGCAUCGACAGGAAUUACAGACACUGGUGUAUCUUACCUUGCAAGUUGUAACCUGUUAAGGUCAUUGAAGAUUCCCUACUGCAGAGGGGUUCGAGGCCCUGGUCUGGUUGCAAUUUCAAAGUCCUGUUGUUGGUUGCGGUACUUGGUCAUAAGUCACCGCUUACGACACAGUGAAGCAUUGGUGGAAUUGAAGAAACACUGUUGCAUGGUGCGGCUAGACAUUGAUGACUUGUCAUUAGUCCCUUUCGGGUUCAACGUUUUUAGAUAAUUUGUAGGAGCAGUUCGAUGCCGUAAACUACAUUAUGUCUGCAACGUCUGCAUUGGCAUGGGUUAAGAAUUAAUCUCAUCAUCUAGCUUAAUGAAACUGUAUCUAUGUACAUGUUGUAUAGUGCUAAAUUUUAUAGGAUAAAAUACUAAGUCUAUGCAUGUAAUCUGCUAUCAACUUAUUAAGCUUGUUCGUGUUGCAUUAUUUUGCA